CUUUUGAGGUCAAAAGCCUGUGUCAUUUGCGCGGUAGCCGGUGGGGUGAGCACUGCAGGUAAGGGCUGGCACGAGGUGGUGCAACGGGGAGCUGACUGUCUUUGACGUCCCGCUGCUCCAGAUCGGGGCGACUCUAGAGCUUUGUUUGCCGGCCCGCUGCCCACAUGGCCCUCAGAGGCUUCUCCGCGCGGCUGCUGAGCUGCCGACCUGGCCUGCGCAUCCUGCGAGCUUUGGGUUCAGCGGCGGCACAGACCGAGAAGAGCGGAAAGACCCUGAGCAGAGCGACCAAGUGUAAGGACCCUUCGUCGCACCUUGCGUCUGCAGCCUUUUCCAACUGUCGGUCUGCCACUGCCUCGCGUGCGGAGUUUGACUGGAAGGACCCACUGGUACUGGAGGAACAGUUGACAGCGGAUGAGAUCCUUAUCAGGGACACCUUCCGAACCUACUGCCAGGAGCGCCUCAUGCCCCGAAUACUGCUGGCCAAUCGCAAUGAAGUUUUUCAUCGGGAGAUCAUUUCAGAGAUGGGGGAACUCGGAGUGCUGGGCCCCACCAUCAAAGGAUAUGGCUGUGCUGGAGUCUCAUCUGUGGCCUAUGGGCUCCUGGCCCGAGAGUUGGAGCGGGUAGAUAGUGGCUACAGGUCAGCAAUGAGUGUCCAGUCCUCCCUCGUCAUGCACCCUAUCUACGCCUAUGGCAGUGAGGAACAGCGGCAGAAGUACCUGCCCCGGCUGGCCACUGGGGAGCUCCUGGGCUGCUUUGGGCUGACAGAGCCCAAUCAUGGGAGUGACCCUGGCAGCAUGGAGACCAGAGCACGCCACAACCCCUCCAGCAAAAGCUACACCCUAAAUGGCGCCAAAACCUGGAUCACCAACUCACCGGUGGCAGACCUAUUUGUGGUAUGGGCUCGGUGUGAAGAUAACUGCAUUCGUGGCUUCCUGUUGGAGAGGGGGAUGCGGGGCCUUUCAUCCCCAAAGAUUGAGGGAAAGUUCUCCCUGCGGGCCUCAGCCACAGGCAUGAUCGUCAUGGAUGGUGUAGAGGUUCCAGAGGAGAAUGUGUUGCCCAAUGCAUCUGGCCUGGCGGGUCCCUUUGGCUGCCUAAACAACGCCCGGUAUGGCAUCUCUUGGGGUGUUCUUGGAGCUGCCGAGUUCUGUUUGCACACCGCUCGGCAGUACACCCUGGACAGGAUCCAAUUUGGCGUCCCUUUGGCAAGGAACCAGCUAAUUCAAAAGAAGCUGGCGGACAUGCUCACUGAGAUCACACUGGGCCUUCAUGCCUGCUUACAGCUUGGCCGCCUGAAGGAUCAAGACAAGGCCACCCCAGAAAUGGUCUCCUUGCUGAAGAGGAAUAACUGUGGGAAAGCCCUGGACAUUGCUCGCCAGGCCCGAGACAUGCUGGGGGGAAAUGGAAUUUCUGAUGAAUAUCAUGUGAUUCGGCACGCCAUGAAUCUAGAGGCUGUGAACACCUAUGAAGGCACUCAUGACAUUCAUGCGCUGAUCCUCGGAAGGGCCAUCACAGGGAUCCAGGCAUUCAUAGCUGGCAAGUGAGCACCCGUCAUCCAGGAGCCUGGAUCAGCCAAGCCCCGAGACCUACACUUAGUCAGGGAGGUGGCAAUUUUUAUGGUGGAAGUGAGAGGCUCAUUUUUAAAUAUCAAAAUUUUCCUUUUGAAGUCAUGCAAAUAUGCUCCCUAAGAAGAUGAGACUAUGUAGACAUUCUCAACUCACUUUUAAUGGUGGAUAGAAAUGGAUUCCAUUUAUCUUGGAGCAGAAACUCCUUUUUACAGGAUGUGAGGAGAGACUAGGAGACACAGAAGCAACCUCUGAGAGAACUACCUGGGCAACACCCACAAGAGUUCCCUGUGUGCCUUUGACCCUUCCGUUUAGGGAGCCAUUUCUUAUGCUUGAUAUUGGAGCAGAAAAAGAGUUAGCGCAAGAAUAAUAAAAAAUCUGCAUGCUUGA
Condylura cristata (star-nosed mole) is the source of this 1952-nucleotide messenger RNA. It is a transcript of the gene GCDH, whose product is annotated as glutaryl-CoA dehydrogenase. Gene Ontology annotation, biological process: fatty acid beta-oxidation using acyl-CoA dehydrogenase; fatty-acyl-CoA biosynthetic process. The transcript is spliced from 11 exons. Lineage: Eukaryota; Metazoa; Chordata; Mammalia; Eulipotyphla; Talpidae. Gene Ontology annotation, molecular function: fatty-acyl-CoA binding; glutaryl-CoA dehydrogenase activity; flavin adenine dinucleotide binding. Gene Ontology annotation, cellular component: mitochondrial inner membrane. The record is from RefSeq and is a predicted model, not a curated record. Bases 165 to 1541 code for a protein of 458 amino acids.